Molecule: messenger RNA, 1212 nt
Organism: Colletotrichum karsti
Lineage: Eukaryota; Fungi; Ascomycota; Sordariomycetes; Glomerellales; Glomerellaceae
Product: PHD-finger domain-containing protein
Exons: 2
Biological process (GO): positive regulation of DNA-templated transcription
Cellular component (GO): Set1C/COMPASS complex
Source: RefSeq, a predicted model, not a curated record
UUGGAGACCACAGAAAAGCCGGCCGAGUCUCACAAGAUGGGCGGCUUCAAGAAGAAAGGAACUGCCACCAAGAAGGGCCCCAAGCGACCCAAGGGCGGCGGCGCCUCGAAGCCCACCAAAUCCAAGAAGCCACCGUCCGCCAGCAACGAGGCCAUGGACGACCCCCCGGCCGAGGGCUCCGACGAGGAGAUCGAGUCGGACAACGGACCCUACUGCAUCUGCCGGGGACCCGACGACCACAGGUUCAUGAUAUCGUGUGACAUGUGCGAGGACUGGUUCCACGGCGAGUGCAUCAACAUCUCAAAGGACGUCGGCGAGAACCUCAUCGAGCGUUUCGUCUGCCCCAACUGCACCGACGGCGACAAGAACGUCAGCCUCUUCAAGAAGCUCUGCGGCCGCGGCGGCUGCAAGAGGCCCGCGCGCCUCUACGACGGCGAGCCCAAGAGCGCCUUCUGCUCCGACGAGCACAAGCAGGCCUGGUGGGAGGCCCAGAUCAUGAAACUGCCCAAGAAGUCCUCGAAGGACGCCGGCGGUCUCACUCGCGAGGAUCUUGUUGGUCUUCUCAACAGCCCGCUCGCUUCUAUCGACGCCGAGGGGAACUUCAAGGUCAACACUCGUCCUUUCGCUGCGCCUGCCGCUGGAGCUGAAAAUUCAGAGGCUAGGGGUAAAGCUCUACCCCCGGGCAUUCUCACCGACGAGGAGGAAGGCAUCCUCAAGGAGUCGGCUGCCGAUCGUAAGACGAUGGGCGAAAAGACCGCGCUCUACAACAAGAUGAUCCAGCUGCUCGACAUGGCCAGCGAACGCCGAAAGACCUUGAUCGCGUCCAAGCAAUUCGAGGAUUCCACCUGCGGCUAUGAUUAUCGCCUCGACCAGGUCGGCGUCAUAGGCCCCUUCAACCACUGGGUGGCUUCGGACGAGGCGAAGGAGAUCUUCAAGGCCGGGAGCCUCGACGUCGGCAGCCGCCUGACCGGCGAGGACAAGAAUAUCUGCGACAAGAAGCGGUGUAAGGUACAUCAGGGCUGGUAUUCCAUGCACACUAGAGACGUCAAGUACGAGCAGAAGCUGCUGGCGGGAGACGCGAAGAAGCUGCUCGACAACGAGCAGUCCAUCAAGACGGCGGCGGUGGAGCGCAAGCUGCGCAAGGAGGCGGAGCACAACACUGUUCAGCGCGUCAAUCCUGAUGGCACCCUAGGUCCAGCCGAGGUUUUGUGA